Lactuca virosa is the source of this 512-nucleotide messenger RNA. NCBI's taxonomy places the organism in Eukaryota, Viridiplantae, Streptophyta, Magnoliopsida, Asterales, Asteraceae. The record is from the annotation of a GenBank genome assembly.
GUUCGAGUCAACCGUCCUUAGGGUUCAGUUUGGAAAAGGGCUUUUCAUCACUUGCUCAAAUUACAGCGAAAGAGGAACCCUAAAAAAUGUUGUUCUUCUCGUACUUCAAGGAUUUGGUGGGAAAAGAAGUGACUGUGGAACUGAAGAAUGAUUUAGCGAUAAGAGGAACCCUUCAUUCGGUCGAUCAGUAUCUCAAUAUCAAGCUUGAGAACACCAGGGUCGUUGAUCAAGAAAAGUUCCCUCACAUGCUUUCAGUGAGGAACUGUUUCAUUCGAGGAUCAGUGGUGAGAUAUGUGCAGUUACCACCAGAGGGAGUUGACAUCGAGCUGCUCCAUGAUGCCACUAGAAGAGAAGCUCGUGGUGGUUAGAAAUAUCAAAUAUGCUGUCUAUGUUAUAUGCAUUUUAGUUAGAUAUUUAUUUGUUGCACAACUCUGAAUUUUGUUGCUUUAAUUUUUAAUCUGUCUUUAUGACUAUUACCCUUUUGAAAUAUCAUCUUCCUCUUUCCUGUUGAG